UCACGCAACGAGGGAGGGUUCUAAAAAUAUUGACCGGAGGUUCGUAGGGAUUUAUGGCUGCCCAGAGUCCUACGGAUGGAGUUCUUCCGCCAUGGAAGAAAGGUGGGAAGGAAGGGAAAGAGAUGUCAAGAUCUGAAGACGAGAAAAAGCCCACAGCAACAAAAAUUACAGAAUCGGCAAAGCCCAUUUUAGAGGAACAAGCGCUACUCAGAGAAAGGCUGAAGAAUUUUACGACGUGGAAGAAAGAUAAAGACUUGAGUUUGAAGAGGAAAACACAACCCAUGGUGGCCAGGCCUCCUUCACCAGGGACGUCAGCCAAUACUAGUGCCAGGCCCCAAGUAGCUCAGUUUGGAACAGUUCCAGUGAAGGUGCCAUCCCCUCCAACACGUCGACGCACCCCUGGUAAUUCCCCUUCUAACUCUUUAUCAUUCUCCUUUCCGCGGAGUUCAUCACCAGUCUAUGAUGCACCUAACGAAGUCAAGCGCAAGGUUGAAAAAGCAAUGAGAGCAAGACUCUACCUUUUGCAGCAGACUGGACCCAACUCAUUUUUGAUUGGUGGAGAUUCACCUGAUCAUAAAUUCCGUGUAAUGAUUGGACCACAGAGUUGUACAUGUACAAGGCCACAUUGUGUACAUCUUCUUUUUGUGAUGCUUAGAGUCUUCAAACUCAAAGAAAAUGAUCCUCUGUUAUGGACUCAAAAGUUAAAGAACUUUGAGGUGGAGAAGUUGCUCUCUAAGUUCCAUGCUAGGGUGAAGUCACGUUUACAAAAAGACAUGAAUGCACAGAAAACGUCUCGAGCCAAGGGACAGAGGAAUACACCACCAUCGACACCAUGUACAAACAAUCUGGGAGGGUUACCCCAUGUACGUGAAGAUGAAGAAGUGUGUCCCAUUUGUUUGUUGGAAAUGGUGGAAGGUGAAAGUUUAACAAGUUGUCAAGAUGGUUGCCAUAACAGACUUCAUCAGCAUUGCAUGGAAAUAUGGGCUGCUGAAUGCAAGAGACAACGUGAAGCUUUGUUCUGUCCGCUGUGUCGCAAGAUUUGGUCAUCACCUUCAAAUAUCUGUAGCCCUAAAAGAUCUCCAGAUCACAGUAUACGAACUGAACUUCCCAGUGUUCCAGCACCCUUAGACCCAGAGGAGAUCACUCUCCCACACUCAAACCCAGUACCGGCAGCACAGGUGGAACUAGCAAAACCAUGGAUUGAGGCAUUUGGAGAAAAUCUUGUGUGCUGUUUAUUCUCCCGUGAAUGGAAUGUGAGAGAAACAGCUCUUCGCCGUCUAAGUAAGGACAUAAAUGCAAUAUUUAUAGAAGGAAGCAGCUCACAAAACAUGGCUGCCUUUGAAGCCUGUUGCUCUCUGUUGUCUAUGAUGUGUGGGGACCCUGUGUACCGAGUCUAUGUGGCUGCACUGAGAACUCUUCGAGUAUUGGUGAUGCAUAUGUCGUACUCAAACCAACAAGAGAAACAUCAUCUUCAGAAAUGUUUGUUUAAUGUGAUUGAAGCUGUUUUAGCCAAGUGUGCUGACUCCAACAGGCGGAUUAGCGCUUUGUCGAUCCAAGUUCUUUUGGAACUCUGUAAGGAUGAAAACGGAGAUCUGGCGCUUGGCAAGAUGCUCGGUGCAGAACGUGAGCCGCAGCCAUUGGGAGGCUUAAACUUCAUUUUAUCCUGUAUACUAAGGACUGCAGUUGAAUAUUCAACGUGGCCUUGGUGGCUUGGGCGGCUCUUGUUUUUGCGGAAAUUAAUGGAGGAAUAUGUCACAGAGUUUGAGCUUACAGAUGAUUGUGUUGCUGUUCAAAUGGACACAGUUGGUGUUCUUGUACAGGGCAGAGGGAACAAUGCCAGUGAAGAUCCGAGUGAAAUUUAUCAAAGCAAUGUCCGUCGGUUGAUGUCGGUGUUGAAGUUUACCAUGCAAGCUGCCAACUGUUCACAUAGCAAGGUCAGCAAACUGGCCAUUGCUGUUCUUAUGUUUUGUAUGUCGUUAUCUUCUUGUGUACCUUCAGCUCAACAACAUAUCAAGAAAGUGGUUUCCAAACUGAAGCCUUCUCAACGCAGUUCGCUCAACCGUCAGUUUCAAGCAAUACCAAGGGCUGGCGUGACUACAGUGAAUCGCAGUGACUCUGUUUUUACUCGUGAAUCUCAAACAAACAUGGAUCCACCAUCUUCUACCUCUAGUAACCGCGACUCAGCCAUUGGAAGCUUGCCUUCAGCAAUGUCCGAUGACGAGACAGAUAAUUUUUCAGAGUCAGAGCUUCUUCAAGCUAUUGUAGACAACUUUGAGAGGCCACAGUCCUUGUGUUUAUCACCUUCAUGUACCUUUUCCCCCAGUGAAGAAGUUGAUCUUAAUUGGUCCAGAUCUCUGGAGGACUCCCCAAGGAUGCCUCCAGUAAAGUUGGCUGUUGGUAAGAAGUGCCAGGAGAUCAUCGAGCAGGAGGAAGCAGAAGCUAUUGCUAAAGCCAUGGCCGUCUCCUCUCUUGACUCUGGGCCGUCAAGGAUACCAAGCUUGGAUUCUGGUGACGAGAUGGUCAUUAUCUUUACUCAGCCAGAGUACUUUCUUNUGGAAGGAGUUCAUUGGAAGAAAGGAGAACUGUUAGGGACUGGGGCCUACUCAUCUUGUUAUGCUGUCAGAGAUCUUAUGAGUGGGUCCCUUAUGGCUGUCAAACAGGUUUCCUUUUGCCGCAAUUCAGUGGAGGAACAGACCAAGGUCACACAGACCAUUGAAGAUGAGAUCUCUCUGUUGGGACGACUGCAGCACCCACACCUCAUAAAAUGCCUUGGUGCAACGAAACACGCUGGUCACUUCAACAUCUUCCUGGAGUGGAUGGCUGGUAAGAUCUAUUAUCUGAUUUUCAUUUUGCCCCGCGAACAAUCUCUUGUCGUGUCUCAUGAACUGUUAUGAUUUAUUUUCGGUGACACAGGGGCAAACAUCUUGGUGGAUUCAACAGGCAAGAAUAUAAGAAUAGCAGACUUUGGUGCUGCGGCGAGAUUAGCAACACAGUUAACAGGCGCUGGCGAAUUUCAAGGCCAGUUGCUUGGAACGGUUGCAUUUAUGGCUCCUGAGGUCCUCCGUGGAGAGAGCUAUGGACGAAGCUGUGAUGUGUGGAGUGUAGGAUGUGUCAUUAUAGAAAUGGUCACUGGAAAACCACCAUGGAACGCCCAUGAACAUUCCAACCACUUGGCACUUAUCUUCAAG
Molecule: messenger RNA, 3188 nt
Organism: Stylophora pistillata
Lineage: Eukaryota; Metazoa; Cnidaria; Anthozoa; Scleractinia; Pocilloporidae
Product: mitogen-activated protein kinase kinase kinase 1-like
Biological process (GO): protein phosphorylation
Molecular function (GO): protein kinase activity; zinc ion binding; ATP binding
Source: RefSeq, a predicted model, not a curated record